Molecule: messenger RNA, 4441 nt
Organism: Rhineura floridana
Lineage: Eukaryota; Metazoa; Chordata; Lepidosauria; Squamata; Rhineuridae
Gene: HIF1A
Product: hypoxia inducible factor 1 subunit alpha
Exons: 15
Coding region: 344-2794 (816 amino acids)
Biological process (GO): cellular response to hypoxia; regulation of transcription by RNA polymerase II
Cellular component (GO): nucleus
Molecular function (GO): protein dimerization activity; RNA polymerase II transcription regulatory region sequence-specific DNA binding; DNA-binding transcription factor activity, RNA polymerase II-specific
Source: RefSeq, a predicted model, not a curated record
GUUGGGUCCGCCGCGCAAGGCCGCAGGGGGGCCGGGCCGCCAGGCGGCUCCUCACUGGCGCAGGCCGCGCUCGUGACGGGAAGGCGAGGCCCGUUUCGGCCCCGCCUACGGCGACUCCUCUUCCCUUCUCUGCGCCUGCUUCCCCCCCCCCGCUCCACGCCGUGGCCGGGUUACUGCCGCCCGUUGGACUACUCCGCAAACCCGCUUGGAGGAGAUUCGCUCCCGCCCUCCUUCCGCGUUGACUCCUUCCUUCGGUUUUUAUUUUUCAUUUGCAGGCCCCACGAAGCCCGCCGGCCUGUGAGAGAGCCUCUUCCGGCCAGCCAAGCUGGCCUCCGCCGACGCCAUGGAGCCCUGUACGACGGCGGGCGGCACCAACGAGAAAAAAAAGAUCAGUUCAGAGCGCAGAAAGGAGAAGUCUAGAGAUGCAGCCAGGUGCCGGAGGAGUAAGGAAUCGGAGGUGUUCUAUGAACUUGCUCACCAGUUGCCUCUUCCUCACCAUGUGAGCGCACAUCUUGAUAAAGCCUCUAUUAUGAGGCUAACAAUCAGCUACCUGCGCAUGAGAAAAUUGCUUGAUGCAGGUGACCUGGAGGCAGAAGCUGAAAUGGAGACACAGCUUAAUUGCUUUUACUUAAAAGCUCUUGAUGGAUUUGUCAUGGUUCUCUCGGAGGAUGGAGAUAUGGUCUACAUGUCUGAAAAUGUGAACAAGUGUAUGGGGCUCACACAGUUUGAGUUGACUGGACACAGUGUGUUUGAUUUUACUCAUCCGUGUGACCAUGAAGAGCUGAGGGAAAUGCUGACCCACCGAAAUGGUCCUGUGAAAAAGGGGAAGGAGCCGACUACAGAACGCAGCUUUUUCCUUAGAAUGAAGUGUACUUUGACCAGCAGAGGAAGAACUGUCAAUAUAAAGUCUGCCACGUGGAAGGUACUUCACUGCACAGGGCACAUUCGUGUCUAUGAGAAUUGCAACAAUCAGACAGUGUGCGGGUAUAAAAAGCCUCCCAUGACAUGUCUGGUGUUAAUCUGUGAACCUAUCCCCCAUCCAUCAAAUAUCGAAGUUCCCUUGGACAGCAAGACGUUCCUCAGCCGCCACAGCCUGGACAUGAAGUUUUCAUAUUGUGAUGAAAGGAUUACGGAACUGAUAGGGUACGAUCCUGAAGAGCUCUUGGGUCGCUCCAUAUAUGAAUAUUAUCACGCCCUGGACUCAGAUCAUCUGACCAAAACUCAUCACGACAUGUUCGCUAAAGGGCAAGUGACCACGGGUCAGUACCGAAUGCUUGCCAAGCACGGGGGCUACGUCUGGGUCGAAACUCAAGCGACUGUCAUAUACAACACUAAGAAUUCCCAGCCACAGUGUAUCGUGUGUGUGAACUACGUCUUGAGUGGCAUUGUUCAAGAGGACUUAAUUUUUUCACUCCAGCAAACUGAGCGUAUGUUGAAACCGGUGGAUUCGCCUGAGAUAGGAAUGAUCAAAAUAUUUGAGAAGACUGAACUGGAAGACAGCAGCAGCCUCUUUGAGAAAUUUAAGGCGGAACCAGAUGCGUUAACAUACCUUGCUCCAGCGGCCGGAGACACCAUAAUAGCAUUAGAUUUUAGCAGUGAUGAGUCUGAUGAGCACCAGUUCGAUGACGUUCCGUUGUAUAAUGAUGUGAUGCUCCCCUCAUCUAGUGAGAAAGUACAGAGUAUAAAUUUGGCUAUGUCCCCUCUGCCUGUGUCUGAAGCUACAAAGCCACUCCGUAGCAGUGCUGAUCCAGCACUCAACAGAGAGGUGGUGUCCAAGCUGGAGCCCAGCACGGAGCCCUUGGAUCUUGCUUUCUCCACCCAUCAGACGCAAGACCAGCCUGACACCGCUUCUGAUGGAAGCACUAGCCAAAGCUCACCCGAGCCCAGUAGUCCUCCUAAUGACUAUUGCUUCGAUGUGGGUAAUGAGAUGGCCAGUGAGUUCAAGCUGGAGCUGGUGGAAAAGCUGUUUGCAAUAGACCCAGAGUCAAAAAACCCAUUCUCCAUGCAGGAAACUGAUUUAGAUCUGGAAAUGUUGGCACCCUACAUCCCCAUGGACGAUGACUUCCAGUUGCGUUCCUUUGACCAGCUUUCUCCAUUGGAAAACAGUUCAACAAGCUCUCCUUCCAAAGUGGCCAACGCCACGGGAUAUCCGCCAACAACAAUGUCAUUGUCUGCCAUAGACAAGAUACAACCAGUGAUGAUCAAACGUGAGGAUGAACUGAAGACACUAAUAGCUCCUGUUCACAUCAUCAUAGAAGCCAACAAUGCCCCAGAACCGCCCUAUGCCAAGAAUCUAAGUCGAACUACAUCUCCAGUCAGAGAAGGAAAAGGCACGAUAGAGCAGAAAGAGAAGUCGAGUCCGGGAACGCCAAACUUGCCAACAGUCACGCUGGGUAAAAGUAGAUCGACAGCUGCAGUGAAUGAAGAAAUCAAUCCAAAAUUAAUAGCUCUGCAUAAUAUUCAGAGGAAACGAAAAAUGGAGCAGGAUGGUUUGCUCUUCCAAGCAGUGGGAAUUGGCACGUUAUUGGUGCAAUCAAGUAAUCCUGGAGGAAAUGUACCUCUGGCUUGGAAACGUGUAAAAGGAUGCAAAUCUAGCGGACAGAAUGAGGUGGCGGAGAAGACAGUCAUUUUGUUACCAUCAGAUAUUGCUAGUAAACUUUUAGGGCAGUCCAUUGAUGAGAAGGGACUCCCGCAACUUACCGGCUAUGACUGUGAAGUGAAUGCUCCCAUACAAGGUAACCGGAACUUGCUACAAGGUGAAGAGUUGCUCAAAGCCCUGGAUCAAGUCAACUGAGCUUUUCCUCCACGCACAAUUGUUCUGUUUUCUUGGACACUGGUGACUCACCACCUAAAAGCAGUCUAUUUAUAUUUUCUAUAUCUGAUUUUAGAAGCCUGGCUACAAAAACUGCACUAAUUCAGUUGGUUUGGUUCUGAUCUCCUUUCUACUUUGGACAGCCUUAUUAAAAAAAAAAAACAGUGUUCUUUAUGUAACAGUAACUUGGCUAAUGGUGCAUUUUUGGUACUAAGUUCAGUACAUUUAGAACACGCUUGCAAUGGCAGCUUUGAAGUAAGCACCUUUUUAAAAAGUAUUUAUUUUUAUUUUGAGGUUUUUUUGUCACUGAAAAAAUUUCUAUCAAAUGAAACAUCACCACAGUGAAACUGCCUGAGCCUUCUGUCAUGUGGGUUGAAGGCAUUGUGUGCUUUGUUGCUCUGAUGUUCAGAUAAAUUUUUACUUUUUUAAAAAAGAAAGAAACAUUGUUUUGCAGCAGUGCAUUUGUAGCCACAAUCGCACAAUCUAUUUUCUUAAGAAAAUAACAAAAUGCCAGCAGUUCCUCAUGCAAUAUAUUCUGCAUUUAUAAAGCUAGUUUUUAAAGGAUUUUUUAAAAUUUCUUUUCUCUUCCACUUUUUUAUGUUUAUUGCCUGUGAAAUCAUGUAGAAAUUUUGGAGCAAUGCUAUUUUUUGUUAUGUUGCUCUUAAAUGCUGUAUUUAAUGUCCAUGUGUGGUUAGGGGGGACAAAAGGGGGGUGAUCUUGAGAGUCUAGCCACAUUUGGGCCUUUUAUAGGUAAAAGAUGACCAGCGAGAGGGUUGUAAAAUUAUGAAUAGUUGUGGGGCAAGCAGAUAAAGAAUCCCCCCCCUCCUUUUUGCAGUUCUUGAACUCUGGCUUUCCCAAUGAAGAUAGUUUCAGGACAGACAGAAAGCAUUUCUUCACACAAUGCAUUAAUUCACUACCACAAUGUGGUGAUGGCCAUUGGCUUAUAUGCUUUCAAAAAGAUUACCCUUAGAGGGAUAGGUCUAUCAAAGGCUGCCAGGGAAGGGUUUUUGUUCUCCUCGUGCCCUAUUUUUGGGCUUUCUGGAAGCAUCUGGUUGCACUGGGUGGACAUUUUGGUCUGCCCCAGCAAGGUCCUUCUUAUGUUAUUUAUGUGGAUAAAUUCUCUUAACUGGGGAGGGGGAGAGAAGAAGAGGUUUUCAGUGUUUUUAAAGUAGUUGCUUUUCCAUCUCAGAGAGAGAAAUUUCCCCUUGCCUAUAGCUGUGAAGGUUUCAUGCUAAUAUUGUGUAUCUAAUAACUGAAUCUCAAUGUUUCCGAUGACCCUGUUUUGUAGAGGUGAUAUUUCAAGCAAAUCAUAAAACAAUCCUGCCUUGUUAGCAGAGUUGCCUAGUUUCAUUCCUCAGUUGCUUGGUAAUAAUUGAUGUUUUGGUUUUUAUGCACCUUGUUGCUAUUAACAUCCAUAUGUUUUAUUUUUGUUAACCAUAGGUUUCAGUAAUAUUGAAUAUAUUUUAGAAACUUUUUUGUUUAGGGGAUAUGUCACAACACAUCUACGUUUCCUUCUUAGUGCUGUAUAAUAAUCCCCCUUCCCACUCAUUUCUUUUCCCUCUCUUUUGUGAUUGGAUCUAACACUAACUGUAUUGUUUUAUUACAUCAAUAAACUAUAUGUGGACCAGG